CACACACAAACACUCCUCUCCCUUUCUCUUGUUCAAUAGAUCCAGGUAGAUCUCCAAGUCACCAACACACUUUUGUCACCAUUUAAUUAUCUUUUCCUUUAAUUUAAGACUUUAAAACUUCAUUUUUGAUUGGCUACAUCAUGACUACAAGAAUUUGCAUAAUUUAGCUCUACUUUUUUCUAUUCAUUUGUUUAUUAUAAUAUCCUCCUUUUUUUAUUACAAAUUCUCUGGUUUCCAUUGUGGGUAUCCAUAUCUAACCACUCUUUUGCUGGAUUUUAAUGUUCUUGUCCAGAAAAUAAGGUCUAUCUUAUAUUCAUCUGGUGGGGUUUUUAUCUUCUUGAAAACCUUGACUUUUGUUCCAAAAUUCAAGAUUUCAACUUCAUAGUUCACACUCCAUAUGGCACGUAAAAGCUGCUAUAGUUGACUCAAAUCAUCAAAAGGGCACCCUCAAAAAAUGGAGAUUGAUGGGCCUAUGAUGAGAAAAAGUAUGUUUUUCUUGGGUUUUGGUUUGUGGGUUUUGCUUGUUGUGGCCUUGGCUGUUGAGGGCAUAACUGUAAAUACAUCAUCAAGUGGGCCUAAAGUUGUGAAUAUUGGAGCUUUGUUAACUGUGAAUUCAGUAAUUGGGAGGUCUGUGAAGCCUGCAAUUAUUGCUGCUGUUGAUGAUGUGAAUUCUGAUAAAACAAUUCUUGGAGACACUCAUUUGAAUCUCAUCUUACAUGAUACAAAUUGUAGUGGAUUUCUUGGCACCAUUGAAGCUUUGGAGCUAAUGGAGAAAAACGUAGUGGCUGCAAUCGGCCCACAAUCAUCAACAAUCGCACACAUUAUCUCACACGUAGUCAACGAGCUUCACGUACCCCUACUUUCAUUCGGUGCAACCGACCCCACACUAUCAGCUCUCCAGUUUCCUUAUUUCCUCCGAACAACACAAACCGAUUAUUACCAAAUGUCCGCCAUCGCAGACAUCAUCGAACACUUCGAAUGGAAGGAAGUAAUCGCCAUUUACGUCGACGAUGAUUACGGCCGUAACGGCAUUUCAUCGUUAGGCGAUUCGUUAGCCCAAAAUCGCGCCAAAAUUACGUACAAAGCUGCGUUUACACCCGGCGCGUCGGUUGACAGGUUAACGGAGAUACUAACGGCCGUUAAUUUAAUGGAGUCACGUGUUUAUGUUGUGCAUGUGAAUCCUGAUACCGGUAUCGAUGUUUUUAAAGUUGCGAAAAAACUCGGGAUGAUGACGAGCGGUUACGUUUGGAUCACGACCGAAUGGCUUCCGGCCGUGUUGGAUUCGUCUCAACAAAUAAAUACUGAUACCGGUUCCGAUUACUCUGACGUCAUGACCCUUUUACAAGGGGUAGUGACUCUAAGGCAACACACACCUAAUUCAUAUUUAAAAAAACUUUUCGCGGGAAAAUGGAAAAAUAUUAAAUUAAAAGAAACGGCUAGUUUUAAUACGUAUGCACUUUACGCGUACGAUUCGGUUUGGUUGGUGGCGCGUGCGCUCCACGCGCUGCUGAAAUCCGGCGAGAGCAUCACGUUCUCGUCGGACGCGAGGCUGCGAAAGGCAGACGAGUCGAUGCUCCGGUUUUCGGGGCUUCGGACGUUUAACGAGGGUCCGAAGCUGCUCGAAACGCUCCUAUCGACGAACUUCACGGGUGUGUCCGGUGAGAUCCGGUUCGAUCGUGAGAAGAAUUUGGUAAACCCGGGUUAUGAUGUGCUUAAUAUUGGUGGUACGGGGGUUCGGACGAUUGGGUACUGGACGAAAUCUUCGGGUUUAUCAGUUGACUCACCAGAUAAAACGUAUGCGAAAAAAGUGAACAGUAACAGUUCGAGUGGAACUAAACGGCUUUAUAGUGUGAUUUGGCCGGGUGAAACGAGUGUGAAGCCGCGCGGGUGGGUGUUUCCGAACAAUGGGAAGCCUUUACGGAUUGGUGUACCGUAUAGGCAUAGUUAUAAAGAGGUUGUAACGAAGGAUGUUCGGUCUCCACAAGGUGUACGCGGUUAUAGCAUAGACGUUUUCGAAGCUGCUGUAGAUUUGCUACCUUACCCGGUGCCUCGGGAGUACAUUCUGUAUGGAGACGGUGUGCGAAACCCGAGUUAUAGUAAUCUUGUGGCUGCUGUUGCUGACAAUACAUUCGAUGCAGCGGUUGGAGAUGUUACAAUAAUUACAAACCGAACACGAAUAGUUGACUUUACGCAGCCUUACAUGGAAUCGGGCCUUGUGAUAGUUGUCCCCGUAAAGAAAUCAAAAACCAGCCAAUGGGCUUUUCUAAGACCAUUCACUCUUGAAAUGUGGCUAGUAACCGGUGGUUUCUUUCUUCUUGUCGGAUUUGUCGUUUGGAUUCUUGAACAUCGUUUGAAUCAGGAGUUUCGAGGUCCCCCGAGUCAACAAAUCAUUACGAUUUUGUGGUUUAGCUUCUCAACCAUGUUCUUUUCACAUAGGGAGAACACAGUUAGCACAUUAGGGAGAUUUGUUCUACUCUUGUGGUUAUUUGUUGUCUUGAUCAUCAACUCAAGCUACACAGCGAGUUUGACAUCGAUCCUGACCGUUCAACAGUUGACUUCCGGCAUCGAGGGGAUAGAUGGGAUGAUUUCAAGCAAUGAGCCAAUUGGAAUUCAAGAUGGAUCUUUUGCAUAUAACUAUUUGGUCCAAGAACUUAAUAUUGCACAGUCUAGGAUCAGAUCUUUGAAAGACCAAAACGAUUACAUAAACGCGCUUCGUCUUGGUCCUAAGCGCGGUGGUGUGGCCGCCAUUGUUGAUGAGCUUCCUUAUGUUGAGCUUUUUAUGACUUACACCCAGUGUGAGUUCAGGAUUGUUGGUCGAGAGUUCACGAAAAGCGGCUGGGGAUUUGCAUUCCAAAGGGAUUCUCCACUAGCACUCGAUUUAUCAACCGCGGUUCUCCAACUCUCAGAAAACGGGGAACUAGAACGAAUUCACGACAAAUGGUUAACCACAAGCUCUUGUUCAUCUAAAGCUAUGGAAACCGACACGAAUAGCCUCUCAUUAAGCAGCUUUUGGGGCCUAUUCCUCAUAUGUGGGAUCGCGUGUUUCAUUUCUCUUGGUAUCUAUUUUUGGAGAGUGUUAUGUCAAUACAGAAGAUUCGACCCGGAUUUAGAAGAAACACAGGAGAUUCCAGAACCCGAAUCAGCAAGGCGGAGUUCAAGACGAACAUUACUGUCCACGAGUUUUAAAGAUUUAAUUGAUUUUUAUGAUAAAAAAGAAGCCGAGAUUAAGGAAAUGUUGAAACGACAUAAGCUUCAAGGUAACGAUCAUAGCGAUUCGCCUCGUUAGAUUAGAGAUUUUGUUGUUGUGCAGAAUUAGUAACUUUCCUGAAGUGGAAAGAUAUGUUCUUGCAUGCUUUUGUACAUGUGAACCAUAAACUGUUUUGCAGGAAAUCAAUUUUUAAGAUGCCUGGAUAGGGCAUGUAGUUAGAAUGAUGAUUAAUGAAUGAAUACAGUCUUGUUA
Molecule: messenger RNA, 3460 nt
Organism: Helianthus annuus (common sunflower)
Lineage: Eukaryota; Viridiplantae; Streptophyta; Magnoliopsida; Asterales; Asteraceae
Product: glutamate receptor 3.4
Exons: 5
Coding region: 455-3286 (943 amino acids)
Biological process (GO): G protein-coupled receptor signaling pathway
Cellular component (GO): plasma membrane
Molecular function (GO): G protein-coupled receptor activity; glutamate-gated receptor activity
Source: RefSeq, a predicted model, not a curated record